GACGAGAAUAUAAACAGUUUAAACAUCUGCUGAACAUCUGCUAAACACCUCGGUUUACAAAAAUCAUCAAGUCUUACAGUAAGUCAGGCACUAGAGUGCUUGGCAGGUCUCCCAGAGGUUGUGGGAAAUCCCAUUGUCUCCAAAUAUGGAUAUCCUGUCUCUAUCUCCCUCCCUUAUCCCGGAGCCCUGCUUCACUUUCCUCUUGAGAGAAAAGAAACUGAUGCCAACCAAUGAGAAGCCCCUCCUCUUAGGGCUCCGACCAAUAGCAUUCAGGCACAAAAGUGAAAGUGUAGACCAGAGAGGGAACAAAAAGGGAAGGAUGCUGGCUGGUGUGAUUAAACAGACAUGUGGUACGGCAAAGCACAGAGCUUGAGAGAGAAGUCAGGAGCUAUGAAGCUGCUGCCGGAGAACAUCAAGGUGUUUUAUUUCGCCAGUGACAGCCAGGAGCCGUAUGUUCAGAUUAUCACAGUGAAGGACGCCAAGCGGCGCCUGAGCCUGUGCAGCUUCGAGGGCUCCGAGGGCUCCGAGGGCUCCGAGGCGGAAGAGCCCGAGUACCAGGAGGAAGCUGGAGAUGCUCUCCUCCCCGUCCUGGCCGACCACAGCCAGCUGCUGGAUGACCAACACCUGGAGAGACUCGCUGCUCACAUGCCAGCCAGGACUCAGGGCUAUCCGUGGCAGCUGGUCUACAGCACGGCCAUCCACGGGAGCAGCCUGAAGACUCUGUACAGGAACAUGUCCGGCCUGGACAGCCCCGUGCUGCUGGUCAUCAAAGACCUGCACAAACAGGUGUUCGGGGCUUUUUCUUCCGAUCCAUUCAGAGUCAGCAAACAGUGCUAUGGCACCGGAGAAACCUUCCUGUUCAGCUUCAACCCCGACUUCCAGGCCUACAGGUGGAGCGGUGAGAACUCCUACUUUGUGAGCGGCAACUUGGAUUCCCUGCAGAUUGGUGGAGGAGGGGGCGGAUUUGGUCUGUGGCUGGACGCUGAUCUGUACCACGGCUCCAGCUUCUCCUGUCCCACCUUCCACAACGCGUCUCUCUCCACACACGAAGACUUCAUCGUACAAGACCUCGAAGUCUGGACCGUACGGAACUGAAGGGACAACGUCUGAAAAGACGAGCUAAAAACAAAGUAUAGAACCCACUGUGCUGUCUGAAGUUACACGACUUCAAGUGUGGUUUUAGCCACUACUGUACAAAACCUGAUGGAGCAGCUGCUGCUAUCUGUGCACCGGGCUCAGAUUAGCCCACAUGCAGAAGCACAAGUCUGUUCUAUAGCGGUUCUCAGGCUGGACUUUCUGUUUACGCUGGUUUUAUCCAAGUGUCCAGAUGAAAUCCUGCGAUUCAGGGUCCCUGCUGCUUUAAACUACCGGCUAUUCAUCAGUAGCCGCGAGCUAAGUCCAGUCAGUAACUGGCAUCUGACACUGUAAGCCCUCCAUGCCCUCCAUGCCCUCCCCUCCGGGAGCAUUAUAACACAAAGUUCACAGUAAUGCUGUUGAAUAAGAAGUUCGUAACUAUUCUAAGCACAUUCAGGAUUUAAGGAAAAUCGUUUUCUCUAUUCUGUCUAACGAGUGUUUACGGUGUGUAUCUGUGUGUACGUCUGCAUAUGUGUUAUUUACUGUCAUGGCCCCGACGAUGAUGUGAUUAUGAAAAGAUGAUGAAACAAACUGAGCACAUAAAGGGCUAUAUAAAACUAAACACUGUAACAUGAUAGGACCCACUGUGGCCUAUCUGCUCUCUAAUUGUACUUGUUUUUUCUAACAUGAGUUCUGGUUAAUGUUCUCCAUUUGAAACUGACUACUGAUGAUGAAGAGCGACCCACUCAGGUUGAAAAAUAAACGUACAGAGUUGCACUAUAAAUGACGUUUUAAUCUGUGAUGUGGUUUGUGGAGGAAGAGGACUCAACUGUUAACCGUCACUUCUGUUUCUGGGAAAGUGAGACACCUGCCUGCCUAUUUGCAUAAAGAGACAAUAUUAAGGAACCAUUUCAAGUCUUUUACAUACUUUUACCAUCUAUCUAUCUAUCUAUAUCUAUAUCUAUAUAUAUAUAUAUAUAUAUAUGGUGCCGGCACCGCCAGUGUUGUUUCGUGGAACCACAUUAAAAUGAGUCUUUCCUGGUGAAAGACAACGUUUUCAUUCAUAUUUUAUUGUGAAUAAACCCUUAAAACAACAA
Molecule: messenger RNA, 2171 nt
Organism: Sebastes umbrosus (honeycomb rockfish)
Lineage: Eukaryota; Metazoa; Chordata; Actinopteri; Perciformes; Sebastidae
Gene: ncoa7a
Product: TLD domain-containing protein 2
Exons: 6
Coding region: 346-1095 (249 amino acids)
Biological process (GO): regulation of transcription by RNA polymerase II; response to oxidative stress
Cellular component (GO): nucleus
Source: RefSeq, a predicted model, not a curated record